Microtus ochrogaster (prairie vole) is the source of this 3911-nucleotide messenger RNA. It is a transcript of the gene Borcs5, whose product is annotated as BLOC-1 related complex subunit 5. Gene Ontology annotation, biological process: organelle transport along microtubule; positive regulation of anterograde synaptic vesicle transport; lysosome localization. The record is from RefSeq and is a predicted model, not a curated record. Gene Ontology annotation, cellular component: cytoplasmic side of lysosomal membrane; BORC complex; synaptic vesicle membrane. Lineage: Eukaryota; Metazoa; Chordata; Mammalia; Rodentia; Cricetidae.
GGAAGGAGCGCGUUUCGGCGUCUGAGCCAGUGAAUGACAGCAGCGCCGCCCGCCGGUCGCGGCCGCGGCCCCGCCGGUGUCCCGAGCCUCCUGUCAGCGCGCCCCUCAGCUAGGCGAGCGGCGUGCGUCCCCGCGUGUCCGUGGCCCGGCGGGCUCUCCCCGGCCCCUGCCCCGCUGUCCCUCCGCUGCCGGCGCCAUGGGCAGCGAGCAGAGCGCGGAGGCCGAGAGCCGCCCCGGCGAUCUGAACGCCUCAGUGACCCCAUCUCCAGCUAAACAUCGGGCCAAGAUGGAUGAUAUUGUGGUUGUAGCUCAGGGCUCUCAGGCCUCCAGGAAUGUCAGCAAUGAUCCUGAUGUCAUCAAGCUGCAAGAGAUCCCAACCUUCCAGCCCCUUUUAAAAGGGCUCUUGAGUGGUCAGACGUCCCCAACAAAUGCCAAACUGGAGAAGCUGGACUCUCAGCAGGUGUUACAGCUCUGCCUACGGUACCAAGAUCACCUGCACCAGUGUGCAGAAGCAGUUGCUUUUGAUCAGAAUGCUCUAGUCAAGCGAAUCAAAGAGAUGGAUCUGUCCGUGGAAACCCUCUUUUGCUUCAUGCAGGAGCGCCAGAAAAGAUACGCCAAGUAUGCAGAGCAGAUCCAGAAGGUUAACGAGAUGUCGGCCAUACUGCGCCGCAUCCAGAUGGGCAUCGACCAGACGGUGCCACUGAUGGAGAGGCUGAACAGCAUGCUGCCCGAGACUGAGCGCCUGGAGCCCUUCAGCAUGCGGCCUGAGCGGGAGCGGCACUAGCAGGCACCUGCCUCCCUGGCCGCAGCUCUUCCAGCCUCGAUGGGCCCUAGUGUUUGCUUAGAUGCGGUUGACCGACACCCGACUUUCCCAGGUGGUCGUUCUUGAUUCCCGAAGUUGGGACAGCUGAAUUCCUAUGAGUUCUUUAAAGAACAUUGCCUCCAGAGUUAUUUUUAUUUUGCUCAGAUUUUUUUAAUUAAAAGUGUAUAUAGACUAGCUCCUGCAAUGAAACUGGAGAAAGCGUUAAGAAACUGUGUUCUCCUUGGCACCCGGGAAGCUCCUGCUUCUCUGGGUUGUGGUCGUAAAUAUAAGAUCUAAGUCCAGUUUCUGUCCCCACGACAGCUACCAUCACAUCAGGGAGCUGUCUGGCAGUGUCCUUAACCCCCUCCCAGAACACUGCCUGUUUCCAGGUACCUGCCCCUCCUGUGGGCCGCUGGAAACUGAAGGCGCCCUUCACCCACUCAUGAAGUUGUCGUCUGUUAGAGCUGCUUUUCCAUAUGAAGUUCAGCCUUCUGUGACCUCGGGCAGACCUCGGCCUCCAUAACAAGGUCUGCACCAAUAUCUGAUCGUACCCAGAGACCCGCUGAGCUCCGCUGAUGCUCCAGGGACAUGUUGGGCUACCUAGCCUCUGCCUUCCACUGUCUGCUGUGGAUCAUGAAGCUGAGAAGAGAACUGCCCAUCUCAGGAGUUAAAGGAAGAAAGGCCAAGGGAAGGAGGGGUGGAAUGAAUGCGGGACAGGCCUGAAGAGAAGAGCUGGGGUCUGAAGAGAUGGGGCUGGAGCCUGCAGCCACUACCUUGCUCCCUGUAUUCCUCCAGAACCCAGAGUAUCAGGAGCCAGAAGAGCCUUCAGUGUUUUUAUAAGAUUAAAAUUAAUCUGCUUAAUUUAUUGUGUAACAGCUAAACUUGAUCUGAUUCUAAUCUUUUUAUUUUUAAUUUUAUUAUUAUUGUGAUUGUGUAUAUGAUGUGUUGUGUAUGGAUUGUCACAGUGCCUGCUUGGAGGUCAGAAAACAAAUUUGUGGAGCUGGUGGUGCUCUCCGUCCACCUUUAUGUGGGUUCUGGGGAUCGAACUCAGGCCCACAAAAUCCUGGUUCUUGAUCAGAUACUAAUUUAUAAUUUAGUUUUUAAAACCCCAACUAAAAUGUAGGGCAUAAGACAGUUGAGUGGCAGAGGAAGCAUGACUGUAUACUUGUAGCUGGCCUGGAAUUCACUCCUAGGCCAGGCUGAGCUUGUGGCCGCUUCCUGCCUCUGUUUCCAUAGUGCCAAGGUUACAGACUUCACCAUUCCCAGUAUGUCUAGUAUGUUCCAGAUGACUAAAUACAUAAAGAUUGUCCAUUUGUUUGGAGCUAGAAGAACCCAGACAGGACCUACCACUUCCAGGGUAGCCUCUGGGUCGUAAUCUGCAAGGGGCUGAUGUCUUCAUCCCUCAUGUGGAAGGAGGUGAGGUGGACUGAGAGCUUUGGGGAGCUGCAGCAGCGAGCCGGGUGUGGGGCCAUGGUUUUCCCUGUGUUGAGCCCCCAGUGAAGGUGGUCUGUACAUAUUUUUUUCUCAUGACUGGAGCUUUAGCCAUUUCUAGAGCAAUUCCCAGGAGUUACAAUGUAAAGCAGAUGUUCUGUAGCAUAAAUCCUACUAAAUAUCCUGAGAUGGUUCUAGAGCGUGCCCUGGGUGAAGGAAUGGCAGCCCACAUCGAAUAAUCCCGCCAGUGUUUCCAGUGCUUUGCCUUCUGUCUCCUGGGCAUGCUCAGAUGUCAGAUAACUGAGACUGGAGUUCCAAACUGAGUUUGCUCUUUUUCCACUGAUCUUUUCUCCCAUAGUGUUUCGUUCUAUUUUUGAUUUUUCAUACUGCUUCAAUAUUAUUUCCACAAAGCAUUUUAAUAUGUGACGUAGCUAAAUGAAGCCCGAGUUGUCCUCAGAAAUAGUUUCUUCCUUUUCUCGAAGUUUCAGAUGGGCAGAAAGUUGCAGAGUACUGCAGGAGGUGCACAUGGACUGGAGGCUUCUUCUCAGUCACCACCACCAUUGUCUUUCCCUGAGUUUCUGGAAUAUUUAGAACCCAGCUCUAUGCAGAGAUUCUCCUAAGCCUUCAAAGAAAGAAGGGCUAAUUGUUCAGAGCUGUGUGUACAGUGCAGGCUUCCGUUGCUGCCAUCAACUUGACUUUGAGUAGUGGACGCCUGAAGUGCAGGGCAGACUCAGCCCGAGGGCUGUGCGCUCCGGCCAUCUCCUCAUUUCACAGCAGAAGGGUUGGGGAUGAAAGAAGCUGCAGCAGGCAGCUCGCUUUCUUCAAGAAAUUAGCGCGAGGCUAGAGCUUGUGUUGGGGAUACUCCUAGUUUAAUGUGUUGCUGUGGGGUGGGGAAGGUGGUGUGAGCUUGGCUAAGCUGAACUAUUUUCUAGAAGCCCCUUCUGGUCUCCUUUAGGGUGAGGCUGGCCACCAGCAAAGUUCCGCUGAGAUUUGGAAGAGGGUGCGCCCCUUCCAUCUUCUACACGGCUACUGGGAUCUGCUCCAGCCCGGGGAGUGUUGGCUUCUUCAGAGCAUCCUUGCACCUGGAUGAAAGCUCCCGUGUGAGGAGAAGCUGCCGAGGGCUUCUGGGGUCCUUUUCCAAGGGAAUCUGGGAAGACGAGUGAUGUAUCAAAACAUCCUCAUGCUGUGUCUCUUGGAUGACUGCUAUCCUAUGUGGCCAGUACAGGUUUUUGUGGAAAUGAAGAAAUAGCCUGGAGUUGUCAGAGAGCCCUGGAUGGGAGUUUAAAUUUUUGGUAAGCCAUUUUUAUUUCCCUGAGCCUCAAUACUAUAGUUUGGAGCUAAUGUCCCUCAAAGGUCCAUGAAUGCGAAAAGCCUAGUCAGUCCUCAGAAAAUGGUGCUGUUGGGAAGAGGGGAACCUAGGAGAUGAGGCCUGGUGGAAGGAAGUCUGGUCAUUGGCAAGCAUGCCCUUGAGAGAACAAUCUCUCACUUUCCAUCCAAGUGAAGUCUAUGAUACUUAACUCUAGUUGUUUGUUUUGGUUCUUGAGAUAGAGUUUCACGGAAGCCACGCUGUUGGCCUUGAACUCACUAUGUAGCUGAGGAUCUCAACUUUCUGAUGGUCCAGUCUGAUGGGGGAGAGUCUUCUGUUUUGUGUUAAUUUCAUUGGUUAAAUAAAGAGACU